Chenopodium quinoa (quinoa) is the source of this 3171-nucleotide messenger RNA. RefSeq names its product zinc finger MYM-type protein 1-like. The record is from RefSeq and is a predicted model, not a curated record. The transcript has 2 exons. The coding region runs from base 1 to 2862 and encodes 953 amino acids. NCBI's taxonomy places the organism in Eukaryota, Viridiplantae, Streptophyta, Magnoliopsida, Caryophyllales, Amaranthaceae. Gene Ontology annotation, molecular function: protein dimerization activity.
AUGGGUGGUUCAAGUAAUAGUAAUGUACCAUUAGAGGAAGAUUUGGUGUAUGAUGUUGAACUUCUUCCUCAUGAUCCGGGAAAAAGAAUAAACAUUAUGGAUUACCCCGCAAAUGAACGAAAUGCUGUUAGGAGGGGUUAUAUUCUUAAAAAACCUUGCCAACCAAAAACUCAUGACUUCCCUACAAGACAAGUGUCUGGUUUGCGUCGCUUUAGUGUUCAUUGGUUCAACAAAUGGGAUUGGCUUGAAUAUAGUAUUGAAAAAGAUGCUGCAUUUUGUUUUGUAUGUUACUUGUUCAAGAAUGAAGUGGGUAUUAAACCGGGGGGUGAUGCAUUUGUUGAUGGAGGGUUUAGGGCAUGGAAUAAACCGGAAAGAUUUGAGAAGCAUGUUGGUGGAAUUAAAAGUGCUCAUAAUCUUGCUUAUGAGAAAUAUGUGAAUUUAAGAGAUGAAAAAAAGAAAUCAAUCUUGAAUGUGAUUGACAAUGCAAGUGAUGUGAUUAAAAGUGAAUAUUUUAUCCGCUUGAAAGCAUCUUUAUCUUGUUUAAGAUUUCUUUUGGGGCAAGGUUUGGCAUUUCGUGGACAUGAUGAAAGUGGGGAGUCAUAUAAUAGGGGUAAUUUCCUUGAGCUUUUGAAGUGGUUAGGAGAAAAGGUUGAGGAAGUAAGGAUACAUACUCUUGAAAAUGCACCUAAAAAUUGUCAAAUGACUUCCCCUCCUAUUCAAAAGGACAUUAUUAACUGUUGUGCCAAAGAAACAACUAGGUGCAUAAUAGAAGAAGUUGGUGAUGAUUACUUUGCUAUAUUGGCCGAUGAGUCAAGUGAUGUGUCCCAAAAAGAACAACUAGCUCUUGUUUUGCGUUUUGUUGAUAGAGAUAGUGGAAAGGUAAUGGAGCGAUUUUUAGGCAUUGUUCAUGUUGCUAAUACUACCGCUUUAACUCUUAAAGAUGCAAUCAUGUCUUUACUUGUUGAACAUUCAUUGAGCCCAUCUAUGAUAAGAGGGCAAGGGUAUGAUGGAGCUAGAAACAUGAAGGGUGAAAUAAAUGGCCUUAAGACUUUGAUUAUGAAUGAUACUCCAAGUGCCUACUAUAUACAUUGUUUUGCUCAUCAACUUCAACUAACAUUAGUUGCCGUUGCUAAAAAGAAUGAUAGUUGUGGUUGGCUUUUCGAGAUACUUGGAAAUUUGUUGAAUGUGGUUGGAGUUUCUUGCAAGAGAAGAGAAAUGAUUCGUCAAGAUCAAGCUCAAGAAGUUGCUCGAGCCUUGGAUGUUGGGGAUAUUGUGAGUGGAUCGGGUUUAAAUCAAGAACUUGGUUUGAGUAGGCCCGGGGAUACUCGUUGGAGUUCUCAUUACAAGUCACUUUUAAAUGUCAUCCUCUUAUUUCCUACAAUUAUUAAGGUGCUUGUACAAAUUGGGAAGCAUGGUGCAUCGGAAGAUAAGUUCAAAGCUCAAAUUGUUUUAGGACAAUUAGAGUCAUUUGACUUUAUUUUUGUUGCUCACUUGAUGUUGACUAUUUUUGGAUACACUAAUGAUUUGUGUGUUGCUUUGCAAAGAAAGGAGCAAGAUAUUGUAAAUGCCAUGGAACUUGUCACUUAUACAAAAACGGUGUUGCAAAAAAUGAGGGAGCGAGGAUGGGAUACUCUCUUAAACAAGGUAACUUCAUUUUGCACUAAACAUGGUGUUGUUAUUCCCACUAUGGAUUCUCUUUAUGUUCCUCAUGGAAGAUCAAGACGUUUUGUUGAAGAAGCAACAAAUGAACAUCAUUUUCGGGUUGGAAUUUUCUUAAGACUAAUUGAUUUGCAUCUUCAAGAACUUGAUGAACGAUUUAAUGAGAGGAAUAUGGAGUUACUAUUAUGUAUGGCUUGUUUAAGUCCUAAAGAUAACUUCUCAUCCUUUGAUAAAGAUAAGGUACUUAAACUUGCCUCUUUUUAUCCCGAAGAAUUUUCAAGCUUUGAUUUGAUGGCUCUUGAAUAUCAACUUGAUGUAUUCAUGGAGAAUAUGCUAAAUGAUGAAAGAUUUCAAGGUUUAAAUGACCUUAAUUCUCUUUCUAUGAUGCUUGUUAAAACCAAUAAGCAUAAGACUUUUCCUCUUAUUCAUUUGCUUAUCAAGUUGAUGUUGAUUCUUCCCGUUGCCACGGCAAGUGUUGAAAGAGUGUUUUCUGCAAUGACAUGUGUCAAAAACAAGUUGCGAAAUAGCAUGGGUGAUCAACUUAUGAAUGAUUGUUUGGUCACUUUUAUUGAGAAGGAUGUCUUCUUACAAGUUUCCGACGAAAAGAUUAUUGAUCGAUUUCAAAUUGAAAAUCCUGGCUCCGCCACUGGCCAUAAACCAGCUGAAUUAAUGAAGAUGUUUCAAAGCUCUCAUUUCUGCUUGCAGCCUCCAGGAGACUCUUAUACUAGAAGAUCCACUUUUGACUCAAUACUUGCGGGUUGUAUACCCGUUUUCUUCCACCCGGGUUCGGCUUACAUUCAAUACUUGUGGCAUCUCCCUAGGGAGUUUACCAAGUACUCAGUUUUUAUCCCUAUGUAUGAGGUAAGGGAUGGUAAAGUUAGCAUACAAAAAGUGUUGGAGAAAAUUUCUGCUCAAAGAGUUGAUAAAAUGAGAGAAGAGAUUAUAAACCUAAUUCCUAAGAUAAUAUAUGCUGAUCCUAGGUGUAAAUUAGAGAGUUUGGAAGAUGCAUUCGACGUCACGGUGAAGGGGGUGUUGGAGAGAGUUAGAAGGAUUAAGGAAGACAUGAGAAAUGGGAGGGAUGAUAGUUUUGGUUAUGAUGAAAGGCAAGCAUGGAAAUAUAGGUGGCUUGGGAAGUUGGAGGAACAUGCAUGGGAUCCUUAUUUUUCUGGUUCUUUUGAUUCUAGGAAUUUUACAAAUUUUUAGGUUACUCAGAUUUAGUUUGGUAGAAGAGUUUUUUCUUGCAACUUUUUGUCUUUGGUAGAUUUUGUAGGGAAAAUCUAAGGGGAUUGAUUUGUUUUUCUUGGUGGCCCAAGUACAAUUCUUUUUUUAUUCUGUUUCUUGUGUUGCUAAGCUAAGUUAGUUCAUUUAAGAACUAGCUUUUGAUGUUUUGUCAUGGAAAUGGACCAUUAAGAUCUAUCAAUUCCAACAAUUUACUACUAUCAUUUUAUUCAAGUGUAGCAUGAUCAACUUGUUACAGAUCAAAACUCUUACUAUGUGUUAUAAGUGCAAUGA